AUGCCACCUCCAUCCUCUCACACGCUGUACGAAUCAGGCUCCCUUGGUACCGAUGACAGCUCGCCCAAGUUCACACCCUCAUCACGCUCUUCGCAUUCGUCCGAUGGUCUGGCUGUGACCGACGACCCAGAUUCAUAUGAAUUACGUCCAAUCACGCCUCGUAUCGAACCGGCCAUCAAUGAUGAUGAUGAAGAAGAAGAAGAGGGGGCGUUUCUGCAUAGUACUCGGCGUGCAUCAAUGGACUCGGCGCAAAGCUACGAGCUAUACACACCUGAUGAGGACAGGGUUGUAUUGAGGAAGCUUGACAUACGACUGGUCGGCUUCAUGGCCCUGCUUUACAGCCUGAAUUUUCUGGAUCGGUCAAAUAUUGGGAAUGCACGUAUUGCAGGGCUGGCUGAUGACUUGAAUCUAAGUUCGAGUCAGUAUCAGUGGCUAUUGUGGGCCUUUUAUAUUACCUACAUUCUUUUUGAAUGGAUGACACUUAUGUAUCGUGUUGUGACGCCACAUAUUUAUAUUUCGCUAUGUGUUCUGUCCUGGGGAUUAAUAGCAUCACUGCAAGCGAUAACAACAUCGUUCGCUUCCCUGCUCGUACUUCGUGCACUUCUCGGCAUCAGCGAAGCAGCCUUUGCACCUGGUCUCCCGUUCUACCUAUCCUUCUUCUUUCGACGACAUGAACUGGCUUUCAGGACAGGUCUAAUCGUCUCCGCUAGCCCUCUCUCAGCAUCAUAUGCUGGAGCUCUGGCAUAUGGAAUCACCAAACUAGGCGAACAAGGGCCACUUAGUCCUUGGAGGCUAUUGUUCUUGCUUGAGGGUUUCCCGAGUGUGCUCAUUGCAGUCUGGGCUUGGGACUUUGUGCCUGACGGACCAGGUUUGGCCAAGUGGCUGACACCUCGACAGCGGGAAGUUGCAGUUCUUCGAUUGAGACAGGAGAAGGAUGGAGAGGCAGAAGACCAAGGAGACGAAAAGCAGUACAGCCGGAGUAAGCGGGGAAAGUUCAACAUCCAGGAGGUGAUUGAAACGUUCAGGGAUCCAAAAUGUUACCUCACUGCUUUGAUGAUGUUUUGCUGCAAUGUGGCCUUCAGUAGUAUGCCAGUCUUUUUGCCUACGAUUGUUCAAGAGAUGGGAUGGGAAAGCAUCACAGCCCAAGGGCUAACAGCACCGCCAUAUCUGUUUUCUUUCGUCGUGGUCUUGACGACGGCCUACUACUCAGACCGUCUGCAACUACGCUCUACCUUUGUUAUACUACAUUCCGUGGUUGCGACGCUCGGCUACGGUACGAUAGCCGUGUCUGGCUACUACAAGUCAGAAAACACGACUCUACGGUACAUAGCGCUAUUUCCGGCAGCUGCAGGCUUCUUCUCGGCCAUCACCAUUAUCAUCACAUGGACAAUCAACAACCAGGAAACCGACAGCAAGAAAGGCACUGCCAUGACGAUUAUGAAUGUCAUCGGACAGACGGGACCUCUCGUGGGGACUAGUAUCUUCCCUGACGAGGAUGGUCCAUAUUAUGUCAAGGGUAUGAGUAUCUGUGCUGGCUUCAUGUUACUUGUUGCGUUCCUUGCAGCCUUGCUCAGAUGGGUGUUGAAGAGGGAGAAUAGGCAGAUGAGGGACCAAGGAAGCGGAGGCGGUGAGUACGCAGGUGUGCCACUUGAUGAGGAUGCACGGGUGAGACGCGAGAGAAAGAAAUUUGUAUUCAUAAUCUAG
Molecule: messenger RNA, 1704 nt
Organism: Plenodomus lingam JN3
Lineage: Eukaryota; Fungi; Ascomycota; Dothideomycetes; Pleosporales; Leptosphaeriaceae
Biological process (GO): transmembrane transport
Cellular component (GO): membrane
Molecular function (GO): transmembrane transporter activity
Source: RefSeq, a predicted model, not a curated record